CCUCCUGAGAGUAAUCCGUACAAACCCAACAGAUCACCCUAUGAUCCAGCAUUUCAGCCUUUGUGCCUCCUCUCCGAGCUCAUGCUGCGUUAGGGUGAAAACCACCAGGGGAAUGUGUUUGUUUCGGUUCGGACAACAGUUAGACAACUUAUAAUGCGGUUUAGGGAAGAGAUGUGAAGUGCGUUGUUCAUCCACUUGUUGAUUGAAUAAGCUCGCGGUUAGCAGGCUAGCUCAACUGGCAUACUUAUUACCGCUGGACGACCACAACAUUCAGUUUACAUCACUGGGAAACCCGUUUGACUAAUCUGUAAUUCGGGUCUACGACUUUAAUCCGGUCGGUUGUUUUAUUGUCAGUCAGUCGGUGAGCGUUUUUAUAUCUCUUUAGGACGUAAUUGAUUUAAUGGCGAGUGAAACUUGACCGAAUUCGUUGGCUAAUGCUAACAUGAUGAAAGGGGGUUAAAAACAAUAAACAAAUUAAUGUUUUCGCGCUUUGUUUUAAGAAGCAGAACAAAAGUUUUUAAAUUUGGUUGUUUGUUCUGUAGAAAUACUCUCCAGUUUUCUUAAAUAGUUAAGGUAAAUGAUGGACAGCGCUUCGUCCAGAGGAGGAAACAAGGCAACAAAGUAUCCUAGAGACAGACAUUCGUGUGAUGUUUUGUGGAUUAACAUUAACAGUGGCUGGACUAUGUAGGAUUUUUUUAUUGGUUCACCUCGGAUUUAUUUUGUGAAAUAAAAAAGCCAGAUUUUGUUGUUUAAGAGACGGUCUUGUAUGAAAUGGACACGAUCAACCAAUACCCGGUGAACCCCAGUUUUCCAGAAGACGAUCACAGGAGCUUUUGCAGUUCAAUCAGAUCUGCGAGUUUUAAUGAACAUCACGUUAAUGAUGAGGGAUGGAAAGUAGUGGAAGUGACCCUGUCCGGGGGAGCACCGUGGGGUUUUACCCUCAGAGGAGGACUGGAGCACGGAGAACCUCUUCUUAUAACCAAGGUGGAAGAGGGCAGUAAGGCUGCGACCGUGAGACUGCAGGUUGGAGAUGAACUCAUCAACAUCAACAACAUUUCUCUCACUGGCUUCAGACAAGAGGCCAUCUGUCUAGUCAAAAGCUCCUACAAGACUCUCAGCCUGGUGGUCAAAAGGAAAAUGAAAAUGGUGGAUAUUGUAGCGCAGAAAAUGCCAUCAGAGAGCGACGUGCAUAUGGCCCGGAGCUUUCUCACGAAGAUUUUACGAAGUUCCAUGAGAAAGAAUCGGUUUAAAGGGAGAAAUGAACCCAUGAGCAGACCUCACUCCUGGCAUGCCACCAAGUUCAACGAGACCCAUUCAGAAGCCAAAACCCAGUCCACACCCUCACCAGUUUGGCAAACAAGAUAUGAUGCAAGUUCAUUCUCUUCUGAACUCUCAACUGGCUGGGAUCAAACAAAUCUACGGAGAGUAUCCGAUCAGUUCAGUUCUUUGGGGAGUAUGGACAGCCUAGAACAUAGUUCUCAUCCCUAUCCACCUGGCCGUCUUUCCCCAAACAAAUCCAACAAUAAUAGCAUUGAACAUUUGGGUAGUGGUAAACGGGACUCGGCAUACAGCUCUUUUUCUACAAGUUCGGGAACCCCAGAUUACACACUGUCCAAAAGUAACACGGCAUCCACUGAGAACAUGCUGUACAAAAUAAAUCAGUGGGAUUCAAGUGCCAGGCACAGCAAUGGCAGGCACAGCCAAAACCUAAGCGAAGGGGUACGACAAGAUGAGAGGCCUGGAUACCUGCACCACCUCUCAAGUACAGGUAACCACGAGAUCCCAAGAGCUGAAGAACUGCCUGGCAACCGUCAUUCAAGCUCUGGAAGAGUUAAUAUUGGACCUGUCUGGCAUGUUCCAGAUAUGAAGAAAAACAUGAUAUCAUCUACUCCACCUCCCACUCCACCCACACGCAGUGAUAGCUUUGCAGCUACCAAGGUUCACGAGAAGGGUCUGAUCACAGGUACUUCAGAGGGCCUUGGUGGUCAUUCUCAAGUAAAGCCUCAAGCGAAACCACAACAAAAGCCAGGAGAAACCCAUGAAAGCACACAAAGGUCUAACCAAGUCAUCGAGAUUUGUCUUGAGGGUCGACGGGAUUAUAAUCUACAAUCCAAAAAUGAUUCCUCAAAUAGCUGCAUUUCAUCUGAUUCUCAUCAUCAGUAUAUCCAACGUACAUCAUCAGAUAAGACAUACUCCCUAUCAACCACAGACAUAAGAGAUAGCCAUCCAUCCUAUGGCCAUGCUCCAUACCAUGCACAGCAGUACAGUGACGAAGGCACUUUCCAUGCUCAAACUAGAACAGCAAUGAAACCUCCAUUCAGUGGCUAUUUCAGUAGUAUGCAGGAACUGCACACAAACAACCACAUGCAACUCAACAGCCAGAAUCAAACUGGAAGACCAGCUGCAUCACUGUCAGUUAAUUUAGGAGUCAAUUCCCACCAUAUCUCUCAGGGAUUAACACAGGCUUCUUUAAUGAGAGCUGAUGACUCUAAAGCCUCUUCAGUCUCAGAAAUGUCCCACAAUGGACGGGACAGAAUGUCCAUAGGUUCUCAAGGAGGGAAUAAAGAGCGGUAUUUCCCUCCUCAAUCGCAGCACCAUGAUAAUAAAGAAAGAAGUGCCUCCUUUAAACAAAAUGAAAACCAACAUUAUGUUUCUGCACCAAGUAAUCCCUUGAAUAUGUCUGAUUCAACAAAACAUAAUGAGCUUAGGGGAUGCCAAAAGCAGCACCAUGUGCAUGGCUCAGAUGAGCUUUCUGGUAGUUAUCCACCCAGUAAGCAGCCCGAGCACAGGAGAAGUGCUGGCCAUCUUCAUCAUAAGGAAUACUCGCAACAACCCUUUCCAACUAAAAGCGAAUCAAAGAUAUGUCCCCAGAAAACACCUAUGUUGUAUUCUCUGGCCCAAGGGCACAAUGACACAGAUGACUGUUCUAAUCAGAUCAAAAGUGGAAGCGCACAACAUGAAGCCCUUGACAGUCUCAGUAGUAAACAGGUUAGACGGAAUGACCGAUUUGCCACCACUUUGCGCAACGAGAUCCAGAUGAGAAGGGCGCAUCUCCAAAAGAGUCAAAGUGCAGCCACUUUAGAAAGUCCAGUUGAAACUGUAGAAGAGUCUGCUUUGUGGAAGACCACAGGGACUGCUUCUCCCUCAUCAGAUGGCUGCUUUUCCAUUUCUUAUAAAGACCAUCUUAAAGAAGCUCAGGCCAGAGUCCUCCAGGCUACAUCAUUCAGGAGAAAAGACCUAGAGCCAGUAUUAUUUGAGCAUCCAGGUACUGAAGGUCCCACACGAAAAGAUGUACCUCCUUCAAGUGUCUCAGAGGUCACACCUAGCAAACCCACCUCAGGGAGUAAUCAUGUGCUUCGCAUUGGAGGCCGUAAGCGGAUAUCUGCUGAAAAGAAAGUGACGUCUUUUUCUGAGCCAGAUAAAAUUCAUGAAGUAGGAGCUGAUGAACGCUCCACUAUGCCUGAAAAUGUUGCACACUUAGAAAAUCAACAAAGAUUCUUUGAGACAACAGGGAAACCAGUUUUCCCUAAGCCUAUGCCAAAGCAAAACCUGCAGAUAUCAGAAGACCCCAGACUGUCCAAGCCUGGAGGCAUGCACUAUUCUGCAAACAGUGAUAUGGCAGGGCGGAAUAAUGGUGAAAGCUCAACCCCCAUUGAACACCACAUUAAUGAAGGUCUGGAUGGCCCUAACUCAGUGAACCAUCAAGCAUUGCUAGAACAACAGCGACUAGGCACAUUUGCAGAGUAUGAGGCCAAAUGGAACACCCAGAGGAAGACUACAGAACCAAGAGUAUCUGGCCGAUACCACUCUGCUGAUAACAUCCUCGAUACAGGAAAAGAGCGACGGAGUAACCCCACCUGUGUGCAUGAAAGAUCUAGAUCCUCACCUUCUGCUGACUUUUAUGGGCAGAAACUUCCACCACAAGAAAAGAAGUCAGCUGACUGUUUCAAAUCUGAAAAGAGUCCUUGCCAACAGGACAAGAAUAGUACAAGUCAAAAUUUCUACCCAUCUGUUUCUUUGGAGCACAGCCACUGGUUCUAUACACCCAGCAGGUUAAAUGAAAAAGGAUAUAGUGAAAUCUUAUGCAAGGAGAAACCAGAAACACCUCCUGAAGAACCUGAGAAAAAGACUGUAGAUCCUCCCUCCAGCCAUCAUAAGCCUGCACUACAUUUCCCUGUCCAUAGCACUCGCAGUGAACCAUCAGCCCUCUCCAAAAACAAGAGCUCAUUUCUCUUGCCCCAUCUGGAGAAGUACAAAUGCCCUGAGGGAACACCUCCUCCUCUUAGCAAUAUUCAGGAGGUCCAGCCUGGAUCACAAGGAGGAGCUCUGGCCCCAAUUUCCCCAGUCAACAAUCAAAGCUCCGCCCCAGUUUCAGCCCCCAUUCCUUGGAAGAGUCCAGAGUACAGCAAAGGGCCUGUCGGGGAGGAGGAGCAACACCAAGAGCUUGUGCCUCCUCCCUUUCCACCUCCUCCCCCUCCCGUUGUCCUGCCCACCCAACAAACCGCUGGCCCGACCCAGCCCACAAUGGAUGGGCAGCGUUCGCCCUCGCCCCAGUUCGCUCCCCAGAGGCUGACUGACAAGCCCCCUGUCUCCGUCUCCUCACAGGAUGAAGCUCCUGGAAGGAUGGAUCAGAUUAAAGAUGAGAACACAUCUGUGAAGAAAGUGCCCAUUAAGAUAGUCCAUUCAGAGAGUGACACGGAAAAAGAAAGUCGGCAAUAUCUAGACCUGCCCAGCGAGACGCCUGUCAACUCGCAGGGACUUGUGGGAGCUCAUCUUCAAAGUUUGGGGAACCCGGAUCAGUCAUACUCUUUGUUUUGUACAUACACCAGACAAAAAGAUCAGGUUCCUGGUCUUAGAGACCCAGACAUGGGCCCUCUAAAAGACCAGGGGCCACAAAGCAAUAUAAACCCAGUGUCUUAUGUGGAACCUGGCCUUCAGACAGGUCCACCAUUGGAUCAGAGUACCAAUGGAGUGUCUUUGCAUCCUUCACAUUCAGAGGAUGAUAAAAGAAAGGAGCUGGCUAGAGACAUAAUGGACAAAGACAAGUCCCUCGCUGACAUUUUAGACCAGAGUAAGAUGAAGACCACUAUGGAUCUGAUGGAGGGGAUUUUCCCUCAAGGAGAUCAGCUACUGGAGGAGGCCCAACAGCGUAGGAAGGCUCAACCUAAACCACUCUCCCCUCGAAACUCUGUUGAGAAGAAAGAGGAAGACAGCCUGGUGGCGGCCGCUGCUUUAGUGAGCAACUCAACCUACUACAGCACAUCUGCACCCAAAGCAGAGCUGCUGAUCAAGAUGAAGGACAUGCAGGACCAGAGCGUUGAACACAACUCAGAAGAGGAGCUGGAGGAGGACAAUGAAAGUGACCUCGCCUGCAAGAAGCACGAGUUGAUUGAAAGUCUCAGUAAGAAGUUGCAGGUCUUAAAAGAAGCUCAGGAGAGCCUGCAGGAGGACGUGCAGGACAACAACGCUCUUGGAGAAGAAGUGGAGGCCAUCGUACAGGGCGUCUGCAAGCCUAAUGAACUCGACAAAUUCCGCAUGUUCGUCGGGGAUCUUGAUAAAGUGGUCAACCUUCUGCUGUCUCUGUCAGGACGUUUGGCCAGGGUAGAGAAUGCCCUGAACAGCCUGGAGGAAGAUGCUUCGCUGGAGGAAAGGCGCACUCUGACAGAGAAACGCAAACUGCUGAUUCGUCAGCACGAGGAUGCUAAGGAGCUGAAGGAGAACCUGGACAGGAGAGAGCGUGUGGUCUACGACAUUCUGGCCAGUUACCUGCCUGAGGAGAGUAUGGCUGACUACGAGCACUUUGUCAAGAUGAAAUCCGCUCUUAUUAUCGAGCAACGCAAGCUGGAGGACAAGAUCAAACUGGGAGAUGAGCAGCUCAAGUGUCUGAUGGACAGUCUCCCAAUGGACCAGAGAAUAAUCAACUGACUGAUUAAUAAACACUGAUCUAGAGCCAGUCUCUCUUGACGUCAGCCUAGGAUUCCAAAGCAGUACUUAAUAAUGUGGUCCACUUACUGCCAGCGGAAUUGCAUUCAGGUCAUAUAUUGAGUACUCCUUUACUGCCUCAGACAUUUUGGCAAGACUUGUGAAGAUCCUGAAAGUGCUGGGCAUGUUCAGAUGUUCACAUCAUGAUUUGACCAAACCUGAUUUUAUAGAAAGUCGUUGUUAUCCUCUAUAGUGAUUUUAAUGCGUUCGUAAACCUUUAAUGUUACACGACCCAUAAAAUUAUAUGGCGAAAUCAUAAUAAUCAUCAUCAUCAUUUUUAAACACCUUUCAUUCAAUUCCUUGACGUUUUUUGGAUCCACGUGAACUCUUAUUCUUGUUUUAAACCACUAGAGGGCAGUGAAAGACCUGAAUCCCAAUAGAAAAUCUUCAAAUCUCAGUUCCGUUCAUUUUCCAUCCAAGCUUUGCACAUGCAAGUUGUGUUGCUAUUUACACCAGGAGGUUGUAAUUAACUUCUGAAAAUGAGAUUUUGGUGGUGCAUUAUUUCAAAUGACUUGUGUCACCAUCCUGGUCCUGUUAAAAAAAUAAUUCAUUGAUAUUUUUUAGUAAUUUAUUUUAGCCUUUUGAAUCUUUGUAUAUAACUAGUGCAGGCUAAGAUUGUACUCUUUCACUUUAUUUUUAGCCAGGCGAACUACCACUUUAGUCUGCACGCUUUUUAUAGAUGUGUAUAUCACCUUAAAAUGCAUUGUAACUUCAGAGUUAGAGCUGACUAAGUAUUCUGUUGUUUGAAGAAUAUCAGAGACUUGCCUAAACUAUAUAAUUUUAUUCCAGUGCUUGUCUAUAAAAUACCCGCUGCCUUUUGCUUCAA
Molecule: messenger RNA, 6808 nt
Organism: Danio rerio (zebrafish)
Lineage: Eukaryota; Metazoa; Chordata; Actinopteri; Cypriniformes; Danionidae
Source: RefSeq, a predicted model, not a curated record